AUGUCGUUCCAUGUUCCCUUCAUUUCCACGUGGCUUUUCCGACUUCAGCAUUUCAGAAGAUCUGGGCCCAGGACUAUUACGGUGGUGAGCGACACGAACCUUGUGCCGUUGCUGGCGAUGUAUGGCUUGAAGCGUGCCUCUUCCAGGAGACCGCCUUACUUGUCGGCAUUGAUCCAUGAGUUGCCGCUUGGAUUGAGUAACGAGGCGUCCAAGAGCUCCCUGUGUGGCUGUUCAUCACCAUAUAGUGUGUCUAUUGGGGAUCUAAGGUAUCAACACCGGAACGGCUCAAUGUUCGUGCGCGUUUGGGAACCUAGCGAAGCCGGGUCAGGGACAUGUCACGGCAUGAUCUUCAAAGCUGGGAGGCUCAGGUGUUCGACUCACAGUGCCCGCCCAGGUUCUUUACAAUGGCCGUGUGCAGAAAGUUGGCGACUUAUCCGUUCUUGUGUGUGCAAUGGCUUACACACAAUACAUCACAAUAUUGUGUUUCGCUUCCAGGUUUGUCAUGGCCGCUUUCCACUGUGCCCAUUGCAGGAGCUGCUUGGCCCGACUUUUCUGUUUUACAGCAUUUGCAAACACACAAUAUCACACAAUGAUGUUCCAAGGCAAAAUAGUUAA
This is a messenger RNA of Cladocopium goreaui, 615 nucleotides long. The record is from the annotation of a GenBank genome assembly. NCBI's taxonomy places the organism in Eukaryota, Dinophyceae, Suessiales, Symbiodiniaceae.